AUGAUUUCUGAUAGAAGCCCUUUAUUUUGUCUAGAAGCUGGCUCUCCUUCCAGGUUCUCUUCUUGGAAGCCCCCUCCACAUGGUAAAGUUAAAGUGAAUUGGGAUGCUUCUAUUAAUCCCAAGGAGAAAUGUAUUGGGGUGGGAAUUGUUGCAAGGGAUAGUAGAGGGGAGUUUAUGGGUGCUCAAUGUUACUGGCUUCUUUUGGAUACUGAUCCUAGAACUGCAGAAUCCUUAGCAGCCUUAUAUGCAGCCUUGUUUAGUAAGAGUUUUGGUUUCUUGGAGGUUGUUUUUGAAGGGGAUGCUUCUCAGGUAAUUUCUGAUAUCAACUCCCCCCCUCCUCAUUUUUCCAAGGCUGGUCAGUUCACGAAAAGUGUUUUAUCGGAAUCAAAAAGCUUGCGGUUUGUUUCCUUUGUUCAUGCUCCGAGAGAGUUAAAUGUAGUUGCUCAUGUGUUAGCAAAGACUGCAAUAGGGCGUAAGUUAAAUUUCUGUUGGAGGGAAGAAGUCCCAGAUUGUAUUUCCAAUUUGAUUCUUAUGGAGAAAGAGUUUCAUCCCUAG
Molecule: messenger RNA, 555 nt
Organism: Alnus glutinosa
Lineage: Eukaryota; Viridiplantae; Streptophyta; Magnoliopsida; Fagales; Betulaceae
Exons: 1
Coding region: 1-555 (184 amino acids)
Molecular function (GO): RNA-DNA hybrid ribonuclease activity; nucleic acid binding
Source: RefSeq, a predicted model, not a curated record